AUGUUGCAGAUCCAGUGGAGAGCUCGAUACAUCGAUGGUAGAAUCGAUAUGAGAAGGACUGAUGAGGCUGUUAAAGGAAGGAGAGGAAAACCGAUACAGUUCGGCCUAUUCAAAGUCAGUUUCAUGUUCAAAUUCGGAUUCAUCCUAUCCCAAUAUUAUCUUCCUAGUUUGAAAUACUUGAACUACCUGGACAUCAUCAUCCUGGACUUUAAGCACUUUAAACCUUGGAGGAUGGAAGAUGUACGGUACCCAGAUAGACAGUAUGUCUUGAAGACUCGAAACCUGACGUCAUCUCGGACAAUAGGCCCCUCCCACGCCUCAAUUACCUUUGCCUCGGUUCACAAAUCUAACGCGCUCUUUCAUCUCGCCGCUCGCUCUGACAAUCAAAUGAUAACAUGGGCUUUGCUGCGAUAA
Molecule: messenger RNA, 414 nt
Organism: Nezara viridula (southern green stink bug)
Lineage: Eukaryota; Metazoa; Arthropoda; Insecta; Hemiptera; Pentatomidae
Source: the annotation of a GenBank genome assembly